AUGCCCGGGGGAUCUGAGGAAAAGCUCCCUUUUGGACAGGGGACUCCAGCCUGGCUCGACUACUUCGCUUCGGUUACAGGUUGCAAGGCCCUUGUAGAGGAGUACCUCAAGCUAACGCAUGACUACAGCUCAGUAAGGGAACUAUACGAUCCUUAUGAUGCUAAAGCCGUUGAAAGAAUGCUAUUGGAAAUGCUCCUUCAAAAAUUCCGGGAUCUCAACGGGCAAACUUCCCCCAUAGAAGAGGACAGUUCUGCUGAUACUGAUGCUGAUGAUGUUCUCAUUGCUCCUCUGAGCUUACCAGUGUAUACGGCGUUGACUGACAAGCAUUUCGACCUGGUCACGCAAGUGCUCUCACAUGCACUAGAAAACCUUACAAAAGACAAGAAGGCUGGCCAGGCUCUCACGGAUCAGGUUAUCAACACUCGUGAUGAUAUAGUCUCAUUACUCUUGCCAAAACAAGGCACUAGGCUAGCUGAAGAAGGGGAUAGUAAGGGAGGUUCGUCGUCCAUUGAAACCUUGACGGAGCCAGUAGCUGCUUGCCAUGCGAAAAGAGGAGGAGCCGAUGACGAAGCGAAACAGGUGUUUGGGUUGGAUUUCGCCCCGACUAAAGUGCCACCUCAUAGGAGGAGGGAGAUGAUGGCAUGUCUCUUUAUAUUUUCAAUGCAGCUAGUGUCGCUGCUGCUGGCCUGUCUGGCCAUCUAUUGUUGGAGAGUCACCUGGCCUUUCAUAGUAGCUUAUGCAACAUACGUGUAUAUCGACACAAAAUACUAUACUCGACAUAUUCGGCCUGUGGGUAAGUUCUUCCGCAACUCUCCCCUUAUGAGGAACUUCGCCAAAUACUUUCCAGUUCACCUUAUUCGAGACGAACCCGCUUCCUCCAGUUUCACCCCAAAGAAGAGUUACAUGAUCGGCUAUCACCCGCAUGGUAUUCUCUCAAUUGGAGCCUCGACAGCUUAUGGGACCGACGCGAGUGGUUUCGAUCAGAAGUUCCCUGGCAUCACCCCUAGGCUUUGCACUCUCUCGCCUAUAGAAGUGACCCAGAAAGACCACCCCACAAGUGAUGACAUUGAGGCUCUGAAGGAGAAGUAUAUCGCGGCAUUACGAGCUCUCUUUGACAAGUGGAAGGUUCGCUUACAGCCUAAUGCCGAACUCAUAAUACUCUAG
This is a messenger RNA of Perkinsus marinus ATCC 50983, 1164 nucleotides long. Its product is annotated as diacylglycerol o-acyltransferase, putative. NCBI's taxonomy places the organism in Eukaryota, Perkinsozoa, Perkinsida, Perkinsidae. The transcript is spliced from 11 exons. The record is from RefSeq and is a predicted model, not a curated record. Bases 1 to 1164 code for a protein of 387 amino acids.